Gymnodraco acuticeps is the source of this 2137-nucleotide messenger RNA. RefSeq names its product homeobox protein HMX1-like. The record is from RefSeq and is a predicted model, not a curated record. The transcript has 3 exons. Gene Ontology annotation, biological process: negative regulation of DNA-templated transcription; regulation of transcription by RNA polymerase II. Gene Ontology annotation, cellular component: nucleus. Bases 245 to 1063 code for a protein of 272 amino acids. NCBI's taxonomy places the organism in Eukaryota, Metazoa, Chordata, Actinopteri, Perciformes, Bathydraconidae. Gene Ontology annotation, molecular function: RNA polymerase II transcription regulatory region sequence-specific DNA binding; DNA-binding transcription factor activity, RNA polymerase II-specific.
GCGAGACAGUCUCGGGUUUUUCUUCUGGAGUAAUUCCUCGUCUCUCCAGGACGAUACUUAUGUCUGGAUCUCUGACAGCGGAGGCUUGAGCUCUCGGUGCUCUCAUGGGUCGCGUCGGGAUGGUUUACGCGGAGCAGAAGACACUCCUGGCUGGGAACAACACAUACCGUGGAAUGAUUUUAUAAAUCAGAAACAGCGUUUUGCUUCGGAUUUCAAGACUGUGAGGAAGGACGGACAAGUAAACAUGCUAGAUAAUAAAUCGCCGAGAUCCAAGCUGGGUCCUGCGUCCAGAGGUUGCUCAUUUUACAUUGAGAAUUUGCUGGGGACUGCAUACAGAGCGGCUUCGUCCGAGGAGAGGGUGGCGACCGAGAGAUUGAAAGUAACCGACCGCAGCCCGGUGAUCUGUCCGGGACUGGAAACGAAACGUCUGGAUGAGAGAGGAGUGUUAACCGGGAGCGGGACAUCACCAAACACAGCGUACGGCAGCUCAAGAAGUCCAUCGCACAAGGACGAACACACAGACGCUGUGCCAACAAGCGACCGGGAUCCCCCAACUUUAACAGGGCGGGAGGAGAGCGAGGAGCCGGGGGAGAAGGGGGACUACAGUUUGACGGAUGAAAGAGAGGAGGACGAUGCGCGGUCCUCCUGCUUCUCCCGAGAAGACAGCUGUGAUACAGGUGACCAAAAAGUGCCACGAAAGAAGAAGACCCGCACCGUGUUCAGCCGGUGUCAGGUGUUCCAGCUCGAGUCCACUUUCGACCUGAAGCGCUACCUGAGCAGCUCGGAGCGUGCCGGGCUAGCCGUCUCGCUGCAGCUCACCGAGACCCAGGUGAAGAUCUGGUUCCAGAACCGCAGGAACAAGUGGAAGAGGCUGAUAGCAGCCGACAUGGAGGCUAGCAGUGCCGCCCUCCCCUACGCCGGCCAGAGGGUCGUCAGAGUUCCCGUGUUGUAUCGCGAGACGCCACAGAUGGUCGGUUUCUCCAGUUCUAUCCACUAUCCAUUGACUUCCCACUUCAGCCAUCCGGUGUCGUUCCUAACGACGCAGAUGACAGGACUGAGGUGACUUUAAGAAAGAGAUGGAGAAGACUUUUGACUCUUUUGGGCCCAAUGUUUCUGCAAAAGUAUUACUUUUAGUUCAGUUUCUGAUCCUGUUGAGUUAGAUGAUCAAUUUAUGCAUUCCAAUUUAUUUAUAACAAAUGCUACUGCUAAACAUGUACCUUUGGAAUAUAAAGUGUAGGGACAAUAAUUGAGGUUUAAAGGUGCCCACAGUCAUGUAUUUUAUAGAGGACAUCUCACACCAGGUUCAUAGGUUUUAUGUAUUGCUCUAUUUUUAUUAUUUUUCACAGAAAUUGUAUUGAAGAACCAUAUCUAUGGGAUCUAAUAAGGGUCAAUACGAUUGAGUUUGUGAAACAAGCUUUUGGCAUGUAUAAGUCUUUGUAAACCUAUACAACGUUUCCUCCAGAUACUGGGUGAAAUUUGCAAUAGUUGAAAAAAAUGGUUGCAAAAAUAGGAAUGAGCUAACAAAUUUGAUCAAUGCUCAAGACCAUGUUAUUUGAUGAAACUGUGAAAACGAGUUAGACGUGUAUUCUGCGUUAACAUUUUGUGCAGCUCUGGCUUUGUAAAUGGCAAUCAAACUACUUUUUCAGUCAGAGCUACACAAAACUUUUCCAGGAGGGAAAGGCAGUGGUUUCUGAUCUGCAAUGAUAGGAGGAGUGCAUUUGUUCAAGUAUUUGUUUCAAAAUAUCAUCAAUCUUCCUCUAGAAUCGUAGCCUGCACCUUUAAGGUAUACGAGUAUAAAUGUUUCCCCUGCGUUUACAGACAAAUUUAGGGUUAACAUUUCCAUUUUUAGCUUCUACUUUUAAGCUGUUCUUUCUGAACAUGUUUUCAAAAGCUCUGAAUCUUACUGACCCCAUACACUAGUUGGGAGUAUUAUGCACUGUGUUCUCGGUUUGAUCAAAUAAACUGUAGAGACUAGAUCAUUUAUGCAAAGAAGUUUGGUGUUUGUGACUUUUGAUAGCUGUGAGCAUGGGUACGUUGUUAGCAAUAUUCUUUGACAUUAAUUUUUAUUUAAGAGGAUUUUAAUACAGACUUUUGUACACUGAUAUGUUCACAUGUGAAUACAAAUAUAUGCACAAAU